Molecule: messenger RNA, 1244 nt
Organism: Linum trigynum
Lineage: Eukaryota; Viridiplantae; Streptophyta; Magnoliopsida; Malpighiales; Linaceae
Source: the annotation of a GenBank genome assembly
CGAAAAAGAUUAGGAUUAUGUGUUGUUAAUUUGUCAUUUUCCGACUUUUUUUUGUGGUCAACAAGUCGACAAGUUUUCCAAACUUGAAGAUAUAGUCACCACCUUUGUGAGUACAGGCUCUCAGAAGUUCGAGAAGAUUGAGCAAUUUAUGGAUGUGGCAACCUCCAAAUUUACCUCGGUUGAGGCUGGACUUCGAAGUCAUCAAGCAAGCCUCCAUAAUUUGGAAGUGCAAAUCGGCAAUCUUGUCGGGAUCCUCACCGAGAGACCAAAGGGAGCCCUACCCUCUCAAACCGUGGCAAACCCCAAGCAUCAUGUCGGCGAGAAUGCAAUUCAAUUACGAAGUGGGAAGGUGACUCCGGAGGUCGUUGCCAAAGAAGUGAUUGAGAAGGAAGACUGUCUACCUGAGUCUGGAGAAGAAGAAACCUCGGCAGAAAAGAGAGGAGUGGCGAGGAAGGCAUCGUCAACGCCACCUCCAUUGGCUGAGUACACGCCACCCCUACCUUUUCCCUCGAGGGUGCAGAAAGAAAGAUUGAAAGCGGUAUGCGGAGGUUUCAUGGAGAUGCUCCGAAAGCUCCACCUCAACAUUCUCUUCCUUGAAGCAAUGGCCCACAUGCCAAGGUAUUCGAAAUACCUCAAGGGGCUUCAAUGAUCUUGCUAUGCAUUUUGGGAGACCUUAGUGGGCUAUUUUUAUGCAUUUCUUGAGUUUUCAAAGACCGCCCACCAAGUGUUCGAAGAAAGUCCCCAACUACGUAGUCCCCAUUUUCUUCAAUCCUACUAAUUGACUUUGAGCAUCAACUUCCAUGCACUUGUUAACUCUUAUUUACUUAAUUGUGUGUUGUUUGGGGAGAUUAUAGGUUAUAUUUCCUUAUCAUUGAACUCCAUAUUCAUCUAAGUCCUAUAUUUUGUGCACGUCUUAGUAUCAAUCAAGUGUGUCGGGAAACUUAGAGAGUUGAUGAGAGCUCUUUGAAUAUUCCUUUCUAUGAUAUUUGAUGUUUGGAUUGAUGGUUUGUGCAUUUUGUACUACUUGUUUUGAAGGAUAAUUUACAAGACUAAGGAAAUGGCCCGUGGAGAGAGUUCUUCUAAUAUGGAGCAUUCUCGAACUUAUCAUCCUCAUCAAGGCCAUCGGAAGAAGAAAAAUAAAUCUGGGUCAAAGGAAGUAGUUAUCUAAGAACCACAUCCACCAUCUCUCUCUCUCCCCAUAUACUAAGGGCAAACCAUCAAGAUAAUGAAGCCAAGGUUUAAAG